AUGCAUUUCCCCUCAUCUUCAUUGCAAGCUUUAGUCCAUCUAGGCUUGCUCUUAGGAGCUUCUGCGGUUCCUGCCCCCGAUCAAGCAUUACAACAAUUGAUGCGCAUCCCGGCGAGUAAUCGCCAGCAGAUCUUCGGUCAUGCAGCUGCUCCUCCAUUCACCCCGGAUCAUCGGGACCCGUAUGACCACAAGGUGGACUCGGUAGGCGAGAAUCGUCAGCCAUUGCCGUUCCGAAACGGCCAUGGAGCAACGGUUCAAGGACCACGAAACAAAGAUCGAGAGCGUCAGAAUCCCGACAUGGUCCGUCCUCCGAGUACCGAUCACGGCAGCAUGUCCAACAUGCGCUGGAGCUUUGCGGAUUCGCAUACGCGCAUUGAGGAGGGUGGAUGGACUCGUCAAACCACGAUUCGUGAACUACCCACCAGUCGAGAGUUAGCUGGCGUCAACAUGCGUCUCGAUGAAGGAGUUAUUCGUGAGCUGCACUGGCAUACCGAGGCAGAGUGGGCGUACAUCUUGGCUGGUCGAGUUCGAGUCACAGGGCUGGAUCCCGACGGUGGCAGCUUUAUGGAUGAUCUCGAAGCUGGCGAUCUCUGGUACUUCCCAGCCGGACAUCCGCACUCUCUACAGGGACUGAGUCCCAACGGUACCGAGUUCCUUUUGAUCUUUGAUGACGGGAAUUUCUCCGAAGAGUCGACUUUCCUGUUGACUGACUGGAUGGCACAUACCCCGAAAUCAGUGCUUGCAGAAAACUUCCGCGUCAAACCAGACACGUUCAAGUCCAUCCCUGACAGCGAAAAGUACAUUUUCCAGGGAUCCAUGCCCGACAGCAUCGAGAGAGAAAAACCCCGUGGCUUCAAAAAGUCCAAGCUCCAAUUCACGCACCACAUGGAUGCACAAGAGCCCAUGCGCACCUCGGGAGGAAGCGUCCGAAUCACCGACUCAACAAACUUCCCGAUUUCCAAGACCGUAGCUGCUGCGCAUCUGGAAAUUCAACCGGGUGCGAUCCGCGAGAUGCACUGGCACCCCAACGCAGAUGAAUGGAGUUACUUCAAAAAGGGACGAGCAAGAGUGACCAUCUUCGCUGCGGAAGGGAAUGCCCGUACGUUCAACUAUAUGGCGGGCGAUGUGGGCAUUGUGCCGCGCAACAUGGGACACUUUAUUGAGAACUUGAGCGAUGACGAGCCGCUAGAGGUUCUGGAGAUUUUCCGCGCGGACAAGUUUCAGGAUUUCUCCCUGUUCCAGUGGCUAGGAGAGACUCCGCGCCGCAUGGUUGCCGAUCACAUCUUUGCGGGUGAUCCCAAGGCCGCGGAGGAGUUUUUGAAACAGAUUGAGGGCGCUGAGAAGGAGCCUCUCAAGGAUGCUUGA
Messenger RNA from Penicillium diatomitis, 1365 nucleotides. Its product is annotated as Oxalate decarboxylase OxdC. Lineage: Eukaryota; Fungi; Ascomycota; Eurotiomycetes; Eurotiales; Aspergillaceae. The record is from RefSeq and is a predicted model, not a curated record. Gene Ontology annotation, biological process: oxalate metabolic process. The coding region runs from base 1 to 1365 and encodes 454 amino acids. The transcript has 4 exons.